Puccinia graminis f. sp. tritici CRL 75-36-700-3 is the source of this 852-nucleotide messenger RNA. RefSeq lists its product as uncharacterized. The record is from RefSeq and is a predicted model, not a curated record. The transcript has 3 exons. Lineage: Eukaryota; Fungi; Basidiomycota; Pucciniomycetes; Pucciniales; Pucciniaceae. Bases 1 to 852 code for a protein of 283 amino acids.
AUGACGCCGAAGCCCCGCGAAUCCGACUUCCCGCUUUGCCAAGACUACCUCGACGCCCUCCGUCUCUGGGCCGGUCGUCACAACGUGAACCGUCCAUUUUAUGACGAGCGUUUGCGCCAUCCAACUCCAGUACCCCAGCAACCCACCCCUGAGCGCGCGCGCUCCCCGGUGCCGGUCCGCUCCCCGGUCUCAGCCAACCCCACCAUUGAUCUCGAACCGAUCGUGAUAUCUUCGGGUCCGCCGACCCCGGUAGCCAAGUCUCCGGUUGCUCGCUCUCCGUCCCCGAGCCCUAUGCACGUCAACCCCGCGCCGGAAGUUCUCCGUCCCACUCCGCCACCGUCUGUUGGCGCCGCCCCCGAGCACACUACCCCUGACUCGUCUCAGCCCGCGCGUCUCAACUUCUUGCGCACUCCCCGGCCUGCCGAGCGAGGACCGUCCGAGGUCCCGGACUCAGUUUGCUCCCGUGCCGUCACUCCCCGCCCAGUAGUCAACAGCUCCCCAGUCGCGCCUACCCGAGCCAACCCUUUCGCCGCCUCCCGCCAUUUCCGCCAUACCCUUCCAGCCCGAACGACCCUGCCCUCCAUUCCCGACGAGGCCGGCGACGUGUUCGACGCCAUCCCUGCGGACGCGGUCGAAGCCUUUGUCUUAGGUAUCCAAGGCCGAUUCGAAACGAUCCUCAGCGCUUCUGUUCUUCCGCCCUCGAUCCGCCGCUCCAUUUACUCGGCUUUCCUUGCCGAACUCCGAGACCUCCGCCGCCAUCGCCUCCCGGUUAUGGCCGUGUUUGACGCACGCCUUGCCGACUAUCCCGACGGAAGUGGCAAUGAUCCCGCUCCCGGUUCCGGCUCUUCCUAA